Molecule: messenger RNA, 4442 nt
Organism: Cololabis saira (Pacific saury)
Lineage: Eukaryota; Metazoa; Chordata; Actinopteri; Beloniformes; Belonidae
Product: angiopoietin-related protein 3-like
Exons: 3
Coding region: 77-790 (237 amino acids)
Biological process (GO): triglyceride homeostasis; regulation of lipid metabolic process
Source: RefSeq, a predicted model, not a curated record
AACGGGACGAGUGGGCCGCCAAGCUGUUACCUUGACAACUCGGCACACAGCUGGAGAAGCACUACAAAAGAGAGCCAUGAGAAGAGUAAUGAGCGUGCUAGUGUUUGUCCUGGCGGCCGCCUGCGUGCCUGCCCUCGGCGCCCCGGAGCCUCCUCCCGAGACCCAGACCCGGUCCCGCUUCGCUCCCCUGGACGACGUGCGUCUCCUGGCCAACGGCCUCCUCCAGCUGGGUCAGAGCAUGCGGGAGUUCGUGCAGAGGACGAAGACCCAGAUAAAUGACAUCUUCCGGAAACUCAACAUCUUCGACCGCUCCUUCUACCAGCUGUCGGCCAUGGCCACGGAAAUCAAGACGGAGGAGGAGGAGCUGAAAAAGACGGCGGUGGUGCUGAAGGCCAACAACGACGAGAUCAGGGGCAUCUCUGAUGAGAUCAACUCAAAGAUGGAGAAGCUUCUGCAGGGGAAGAGCCAACUCCAGAAAAAGGUGGAAGGCCUGGAGGAGAAGCUGAGCAGUCUGUCCCUGGGUGUGAUGAGCACGAUGCACGUGGCUGAGAUCAACAGCCUGAGGGAGGUGAUCCGCAGCCGGGAGCAGAGCAUCAUCCAGCUGCUGAACGCCUUCAGGGAGCAGAGUGAGCAGCUCAACUACCAGUCCCUGAAGAUCAGGACUCUGGAGGAAAAGCUCACCGCCAGCUUGCUAGCCCAGGAGACGUCUGAAAAGACACCUGAAAAGACCCCUGAAAAGACCCCUGAAAAGACCCCUGAAAAGACUCCAGACGACGCCAGCUCUGAAUGAAGAACACGGUGCAGACGAAGCAUAAGCAGCGCUUGCCAAUGACUUUUCACCUCGGACUUCUUUUUCAGUCACUUUGCCAGCAGCAAAGUAAUGUAUUUAUUUAUUUUUUUUACAGUCUCUUACAUAGGUUUCAUAUUUCAUCAUUAUAUUCCUGUAAAUCAGCAGAAGACGUUUCUAUGUGGAUCACCGUAUUUCAGUCAGUUGGCUCUGGCAUGAGACUGAUGCUUUGUUGAUGAUGAGACCCUUGAGUUGUGGCGUCUGAGCUCUGACCUAACCAGUCCAUCUUUAUUUGGCACAUUUAGAGAUACAAGGGGUGAUGAACAGCACUUAACCCCAGGUCCACACAACCGGAGCCUGCAGGUGGAUGCUGCGGAGCAGGAGGGGUUUUUAGGGUGCUUUUACACCCGUCCCGUUUGGAGCAGUUGUUCUGAAACAGGGAGCGUUUCCCCCUAAAGAUCGGUUAGUUUGGUAUAUGUGAACACAACAAUCUAUGUGGAAGCGUGAUUUGACAGGUUUUUUUUCUUCCGCCGAAGCGUCGUACACAUAAUAUUAUGUGGAAGCACAUUCUGACUUCCUGCUGCUAAAUCGUCUAUUUGCAUGAAAAAUCCUUUGAAAGAAAACAAACUGAGAUUAAAAAAAACGGGGAUCGUAGUAUGUUCUGCCGAGGUAGGACAUCUCGGCAGAACACCGGCUCGACACGUCUCAUUCAUCCUGACGCACAGCAGAAACAGGCUGCAGGAAGCCGCUGCGCAUGCUCAGCAGGCUCAUGUAUAUGCAAAUACAGUCAUGAACUACUUUGCAUUGCCCAUUUAUGGUAAAAAGUGGGCGUGUAGAGGGCGGGAUAUGAGGCGAAUUCACCUGCGCAACCUUCCAGCUGGACUGUGAUUUAUAAAGCGAACAUUGCGUGCAAGUGUGCGUGCACACGGUUUUAUAAAUCCUGAUUUUUUUUUUGCCAUUUUCGGCUUUUGGGUUUACGUGCACUUUUAGUAUGAAUCCUACACACUCUUUUAUAAAUGAGGCCCCUGGAGCGGUGCGUUUGGAGUGAGAACAUAAUCCACACAGCACACAGAAACACACAGAAACAAACUAGUCACACUCGCUUACGAUGCUCCAUAGUUGUUGUUUUUCGGAAGAGGAAACUCCUUCCGCGUUCAUUUCUGACCAAUGAGAGAACAGUUGAUUCUCAUGGCAUUUGUUAACAGCUUUGAACCGCUACAGACGGUUGCAUUGUGAACACAAACGGAAAACGAAACAACUGUAUCGAUUUAGCCCCUAAAUCGGAACAAAACACAGGUCUGAAAGCACCUUAGAGAGGCAGCAAGGUUAAUGUGUGAGGGGUGUUUAGCGGCAUCAGAGACAAACGCCUUUCGCUCUCCAUGAACGAGAUGGAGUAACUGGAACAAACGGCUCAGAGAGUGAAAGUGGGCUUAAACUCUGCUGGGGAUUACCUGCCUGAGCUCCACAGGGUUUGAAUCUACCGGAUGUGUCCAGUCAUAAAUAAUUAUAACUAAAUAGUUCUUUAAUAGCUGGCUGACACUACCACUGCAAGUUGAAGUAGAAACACAUCAGCUUUUACGAUGAAACUGCAUAACAUUAUUAAACAGAAUCAGUCUCAUCUAAGAUCUAAAGUCAGAUGGUUUUGUCUCAGUGUGAAUCUUCAUAAUUUAUAUCAAUUUCCUACCCCAGAUUCUCAGAACUUCAUUAUACAUCAUUAUUAGGGAUGGGAAUUGAUAAGAUUCCGAUCCCAUUUUCGAUUCUGUUUAAUGAUUCAAUUCUUUAUCGAUUCUCUUAUCAAUUCUCAUUUGGAAAAAAGGAAAACAAACAGGUCGAUUAGCAUCAACCUUGUUUUAUAUCUUUGAACAAAAAAAUACAAGUGAGAUCAGCAGAGAGGUCUUAAGAGGCCCCCGGCCUUGGGGUAGCGGUAGCCUGGAGCUAGUACUGCAGCCCCGGAGCCCGUCAGACUACGUCUCUCGUCAUGGUCGUCUAAAUGUAAUGCAUGGGAAGGGAUUAAUUUAACGUUAGUUAGUAAUAGCAGGUUUUACAAUAAGGCAAACAUGAUAGGCAGUGUUAGUUUGUUAGUUACCUGCAGUAUUAACAGCAGAGGACUGGCUAACGUUGUCGCUGCUGCGGCUGAGAAGAUUCACUCCAGACUCGGAACAGAUCAAACACGUGACAUUCUUUAAAAGUUAUUUCAUGCUGUGUAUGCAAAUGCUUUUGCAUGUUGCUAGUGUUUCCUCCCUUUCUUGAAAUGUCCACAUUGCAAGUAUUGCAAGUCGCCCUGUUCCGUUUUGGUAAAAUGUAACCAAACUUUCGAGCGUUUAUGCCACUUUGUCGCCAUGUUUGCCUGCUGGGCGCGAAUGACGUCACCACACACUUUGCGUAAUUACGCAACGUGUGUGGUGACGUAUUCGCCCCCACUGGAAUUGAUAGGGGAAUUGUUUGCAAAAAAGGCAAAAGAUUCCAAGGAAUUGAAACACUGGGAACCGGUUCUGAACAAGAACCGGUUCUCGAUUCCCAUCCCUAUUCCAUUUUUUAUUCAAUUCAAUUUUAUUUAUAAAGCGUCUAUUACAACAGAAGUUGUCUCUAGGUGGUUUCCAGAGACCCAGAAUAUGAACCCCGAGCAAUUAUACAUAUAUACAAUUUUACGCAACGAACAAUAUGUCUUAGCAUUCUUCCUUUUCUGAAUGGUUAUCAAGGUACAGAAGAAAAGUGCUCUUAUCCUUCUGGCAAACAUUAAGGUUUGCCAGAGUACAGGGUCAUCUUUUCUUUUUUCAUUCACUACACAUUCUUGGCUGGGGACGGAUCAGUCCAGCAUCCGUACCCUCCUCAUCAUCAAACCCUCUAAUGCGUGCAGAAAGUUGCUUUCCUUUUUGGUUGAAAGAAAAUGUCAUAUAGGAGGUAGCAUAUGCUGCCCUAAUAUACCUUUCUGCAUGAAUGCUGCAGGACAGAAGAGUAUCUCAGGUUUUGCAGUUAAAUCCCUUUGUUUCAUAUAUUUUUUUUUACUGAUAUUAAUGUAGAAGAAGCUAUUCUCCCUCUGAAAAUCAUCGUUUUCAAGCCUUUCAAAGACAUUUUUUCUUCUUUUUUGUGUUUGAAAAAACAUAUAUUACCAUAUCCAUUAACGUCUGUAACGAAAUAAAGGUAUUUGAGAAUCACAGUGAUUUAAUUUGUUUGUUUGUUUAUAUUUGCAUUUUCUAUAAGGUCCCAAUCAUUUGGAGUUGAAAAACUGUAAAGUAACCCGUCAGUUAAUCUCAUCCAGCGAAGGGAAAAAGGUUACAUUCAUUCUGAACAACUCUGAGAGGGGUAUGAAAAUGGACUAGGAGAUUUUGGAGGUGAGACGCUGUAAUCUCUGGGUCGUUAUUGUUGGAUAAAAUAAUUCAAAACCACACUGAAUAUGUAAACUGCAUGUGCUGAUUGGCUAAAUGUGUCUGUGUGUUGGAACUGAUGUGAGCGUAGUCUGACUUUUCACUGAAAGGACCAUUCUGUACCAGGCACGAGAUAAGGGGGGCCACCCCAGCAAUAAAAUUUGGGCCAUCCCCCCCUUUCUAGAAGCAAUAAAACUUUGGCUCAGACACAGAGCAGGCAGAUCUAGCAGGACGGCUGCGGAGUCUGUUGUUCUGCUGGUCUCCCUCUGCAGAGGACCUUUUUAAUUAUA